AUGCCGUUCCUAAUCCAAGGCAUCCUUUCAUUCAUCCCUUGCUCUAGAGGUGUAAAGACGUGUCCAGCUCACUCAGUUUGUAAAACUGUUGAUUUAUCUGCAUGUUUUUCAGGUUGCUAUGGUUUCUGGUGCUGCCCUUGCCUUGCCUGCACGGUAUCAAAUAGAUUCGGAGAAAACAAUUGUCUCCCAUUAUGUGACAUCCUCAGCCCUUCCAUCUGUGCAGCCUUUGGGAUACCUCUAUUUGUGCCUCCCGCUGCCGUGUCUUUGAGGGCAGCCGUACGAAACAAAUAUGGAAUCAAGGGUUCUAUCUGUAAGGACAUCGCAGCUUCCUGUUUCUGCGUGUGGUGCUCCUGGUGUCAGAUGCACCGUGAGUUAAAACAUCGUAAAAAAGUCCCCGCGAUCAUCAAUAUACAGACCCCAACUGUUGUCCAGAUGCAGCCUCCAAUGAUGAUGGUUCCUGGGAACAUAACCACCACUGGUGUUGUGACCCAAUCAAAUGUCGUCAUGGCUUCAUACUAAAGUUUGUGGCUUCUGAUUGGUUUUAUCCAUCUAUCUUGGUAUGGAACUUUGAUUUAGCUCUUUCUGUUGUUUGGGGUAAUGAAGAUCAAAUCCAUGUAUGUUUGUAUCAGUGAAUUGAAUUGGCAUCAGAAUUAACUGCAUGAUUUCUUAGUUUCUUGACACUACUUUAAUGAUAAUCAUAAUAAUUAUGGUCUAAUGAACUGAAUGAUUUCACCCUUUUUUUUUUACCUCUAUUAAGACAAAGAACACAAAAUAUGCUGUCAAUUAAAUCUUAGACAAAAACAAUUAAUAUUCAAGAAUAAUGUGAUCAGAAUCAAUACUUUCAUGAUUAUAUUAAGUGCAUAUACAUUGCA
Thunnus maccoyii (southern bluefin tuna) is the source of this 872-nucleotide messenger RNA. Its product is annotated as cornifelin homolog A-like. Bases 1 to 519 code for a protein of 172 amino acids. The transcript is spliced from 3 exons. The record is from RefSeq and is a predicted model, not a curated record. Lineage: Eukaryota; Metazoa; Chordata; Actinopteri; Scombriformes; Scombridae.